Phytophthora nicotianae INRA-310 is the source of this 612-nucleotide messenger RNA. RefSeq lists its product as hypothetical. The coding region runs from base 1 to 612 and encodes 203 amino acids. The record is from RefSeq and is a predicted model, not a curated record. NCBI's taxonomy places the organism in Eukaryota, Oomycota, Peronosporomycetes, Peronosporales, Peronosporaceae. The transcript has 2 exons.
AUGUCACCCAACGCUACGACUGAAUCCGCACAUUCGGGCCACCACAUGACCGCUGACAAGGAAGCUGUAGCGACGCACUUCUUGACCAAGCUCGCCGAGCUGCAGAGCCGCUUCGACGCGCAUACCGACGAGUUCGCCUCCAAGGGCAAGCAGCUCCUAGAGACGGCGGUCAUGCGCUUCGUGGAUCACAAGGAGCCCAUCACGAUGGUGCUGCCGGGGUUCGCCAUGAAAACACCCAACCACGGAGGGAAGGUGCUGGGUCCGCUACCCGAUCGUGCCGAGGAGCUCGCACUCGCACGUCUGGAGAAGUUUUGUGCCUCCAUCGAGGAAGUCUACCCUAUCGGCUGCAAGGUUACGAUCUUCAGCGAUGGCCGCGUGUUCGGCGAUCUGGUAGGUGUAACUCCUGAGAACAUCCGUGCGUACAAGAAUGGUCUGAAAGAGCUCGUGAAGGACGCGGGCCACACGCACAUCCAGUUCGACGGGCUUGAGAACUACACCAAAACCGACGAUCCGGUGCAGGAGGUACUGGAGCGCUUUCGCGUCGACAAGAUGAACAUGGACACCCGUAUCGCGAGCGAACCCGAUAUCGGCAACAACUUCCGGUUGCGAUGA